Molecule: messenger RNA, 1653 nt
Organism: Eptesicus fuscus (big brown bat)
Lineage: Eukaryota; Metazoa; Chordata; Mammalia; Chiroptera; Vespertilionidae
Gene: TMEM198
Product: transmembrane protein 198
Exons: 5
Coding region: 56-1138 (360 amino acids)
Biological process (GO): positive regulation of canonical Wnt signaling pathway
Cellular component (GO): cytoplasmic vesicle; plasma membrane
Source: RefSeq, a predicted model, not a curated record
GUCGCUUCCAGCCCAGGCUGACCUGGGAGGGUGACUCCCUUUCGUUCCUAGCACUAUGCCAGGCACUGUGGCGACACUGCGGUUCCAGCUCCUGCCCCCUGAGCCAGAUGAUGCCUUCUGGGGUGCACCCUGUGAACAGCCCCUGGAGCGCAGGUACCAGGCACUGCCGGCCCUCGUCUGCAUCAUGUGCUGUCUGUUUGGAGUCGUCUACUGCUUCUUCGGUUACCGCUGCUUCAAGGCAGUGCUCUUCCUCACUGGGUUGCUGUUUGGCUCGGUGGUCAUCUUCCUGCUGUGCUACCGAGAGCGGGUGCUGGAGACACAGCUGAGUGCCGGGGCGAGUGCGGGCAUCGCACUGGGCAUCGGGCUGCUGUGCGGGCUGGUGGCCAUGCUGGUGCGCAGCGUGGGCCUCUUCCUGGUGGGGCUGCUGCUCGGUCUGCUGCUCGCUGCUGCUGCCCUGCUGGGUUCCACCCCCUACUACCAGCCGGGAUCCGUGUGGAGCCCUUUGGGGCUGCUGCUGGGGGGCGGCCUGCUCUGCGCGCUGCUCACCCUGCGCUGGCCUCGCCCGCUCACCACUCUGGCCACCGCUGUGACUGGCGCUGCGCUCAUCGCCACUGCCGCUGACUACUUUGCUGAGCUGCUGCUGCUGGGGCGCUACGCGGUGGAGCGGCUGCGUGCCGCCCCUGUGCCUCCCCUCUGCUGGCGGAGCUGGGCCCUGCUGGCGCUUUGGCCUCUGCUCAGCCUGAUGGGCGUCCUGGUGCAGUGGCGGGUGACGGCCGAGGGGGACUCCCACACGGAAGUGGUCAUCAGCCGGCAGCGACGCCGUGUGCAGCUGAUGCGGAUACGGCAGCAGGAAGAGCGCAAGGAGAAGCGGCGCAAAAAGAGACCCCCAAGGGCUCCCUCCAGAGGUUCCCGGGCUCCUCCGAGGCCUGGGCCCCCUGACCCUGCUUAUCGGCGCAGGCCAGUGCCCAUCAAACGCUUCAAUGGAGAUGUCCUCUCCCCGAGCUAUAUCCAGAGCUUCCGGGACCGGCAGACAGGAAGCUCACUGAGCUCCUUCAUGGCCUCACCCACAGACAUGGACUAUGAAUAUGGGUCCCGGGGACCACUGACAGCCUGCACAGGGCCCCCUGUGCGGGUAUAGCAGUCUAGCUGCUCCCGCCCACCUGGACUCUGUGGUCACACCGGCUCUGUUAGCUUGCGGAGGCCUGCUGGGCCACGACGCAGCCCACCUCGCCCUGUAGCCUAUGGCUGUUUCUCUACCCUGGAGAGGACUGGCCUGGCUGCUAGAAGGGAGGGCCUGUCUCAGGCUAUGCCUGGUCUGGGGGAAAGCCCUCUCCCAAGGAGCUCCUGAGGGAUGGGGUGUGAGCCCCUUUGGGGUGUGCUCAGGGUUGUGAGUGUGUCACCUGUGUGUGCGUGUGCAUGAAGGGGUGGGUUGGAGGGAACACUGGGACCCUUGCCUUAGAUUUCUGAUUGGCAGGGCUGCUGCAAGGUUUGCCCACCUCCUCCCCCACUGCUGGGGUCCCCUGGGCCACUCUCCUGCAUGUCUACGUGGGGGAGGCCUGCCUUCUUCCCCCACUGCUCUGCCUCUCAGCCAGAUUCAUCCAAGGCUUCUUCUCCUUCUCCACUGCAGCACCCCUCACCCUGGUUCCCUGUCCU